AUGGAGAGUGGGAGUCUGGGGCCAAAAAAACAACAAUCACGGAAGUGGAAAGCCAUCACCCACCCACGUCUGGUCAGAGAGCAGGUACAGCGGUCAACAGUGCAUGGGGCUUACCUGUCAAGAGUCUCAUUGUGUCGAGAACGCAGUGGAGAGGAAACUCAGAGAAGUCCAGAGUUCAAACGGCCAGGGAAGUAUGGAGACAUGGUGCCAAAGACAAUAGCUGGGAAGAUCUUCGGCUCCAUCUGCUCGCUGAGCGGUGUGCUGGUGAUCGCUCUGCCCGUCCCUGUUAUUGUCUCCAACUUCAGUCGCAUCUACCACCAGAACCAGAGAGCAGACAAACGCCGCGCUCAGAAGAAAGCCAGACUGGCCAGGAUAAGAAUAUCCAAGUCCGGCAGCGCCAACGCCUUCAUCCAUAACAAACGCAACGGACUGCUCAACGAACUGCUGGAGCUGACGGAUAAGGAAGAGGAGGAGCAGAAGCAGGCGAAGUCCCCCUCCCUGAUUGAGAUCCAACACCACCACCUACUGCACUGUCUGGAGCAAACCACAUUGGAAGCAAGAAACAAAGCUCAUGAGUUUGUGGACGAGCAGAUGUAUGAGCAGAACUGUUUAGAGAUGGCUCUGCAGACAUACACGUCACGCAGCCCCUCCGUAUCCAGCGAUGACAGUUCUUCAGGGACCUGCUGCGGCCGUAGAGUGAAGAGAAACAUGCCUCUACCCAACACCAGCCUGCCCUCCGCCCACCCUGUACCAACACACCAGAGCCCCCUGCAGGAGCUAAGUGCACUCCACAUACAAUGUGGGGAUGCACCGUCACACACCAUCAGUCGUUCAACUCUCAACCUGAAAAAGGACAACAGCAGCAGGAUCAACUGCAAGGGAGGUGGUCGGAUCACCACGGCGAUCAUCAGCCUCCCCACACCUCCAGCUUUGACCCCUGACGGUGACGGUCUCCACGGGCCCCCUCAAAGGAGGCCGCCCCCACCUCCGGGUCUCCCUGCAACACCAAGCAUCCAGACCACAACAAGCUCCGCUGGGAUGAACAUCGUCAAAGUGUCUGCUCUGUGACUUCCUGUGUGAUGGAUGUAACUCAGCCCAGCAGGAGGAGAGAGGAGAGGAAAAAAAAGAAGAGGUCACACACUACCUUCAUGGCAGCACUCUGUCCGGUCUCACAGGGUCGACAGGAGGAAGGCUGAUCCCCUGAGGAGUCACCAGUUGUUGUGUAAGAGAAGACAGUUGAUGUUGAGGCAUUGCAGAGGAAGAGGACUGUAGAUAUGUGAACCAGGAAUCACACACUUGUCAUGUCUUGUUUGCACUGUAGAUAUGGACAGAAUCACUGCAUUUCUAAAAGUUGAUAACAGCCGUGAAGAUGAUUUACAGCCUGUACUGUACUGGGGAAGAGACUCAAAGACAAUGUGCAAACAACAUAUCUCUUUUCAUAAUCAGCCAACUCUUUCCACACAACACAGUGUCACAGGAAGAUGAAAGUGCAGUCACAGUGAAAUAGUAAAAAAGGACAUAUUGUCGACUUGAAAUGUGUUUAAAGUACAACGUGUGAGCUGAAGCAAAGUGUUGACUGUUUUUACUUGAAUUUGUUUGGUCUUGUUUGUGUUGUGUGUUGUUUGUUUCAAGUUUGAAAAAAAUAAUUGUUCACAGUUUUCUAUACUGCAGCGUUUCAAAGGUCAUGGCACCCGACCGGAUGCUGCAAAUGUCUUAUUGGUAAAAUGUGAGUUUGAUGUGUUUGAAAGAGUGUAUUUUCUUGGAUAUUUGUGUCUGAUUAAUCAUAUCAAGAUUUAAACCAAUCUGUGAAUUUCAGUUUCCAGUGAUUGAUAUCACUCUUCCUUCAUGACUUUAUAGAUUUUUCAUUCUGAUGCGAGACAAAGCAGUGAUUUAUAAGACUGAUCUUAUAUAUUUCUGCUUAAGGCACACAUCUUAAAGGUCACAUAUUGUGCAAAAUACACUUUACCAUGUUUUUCUAACUCUAGCAUGUGUCC
Labrus bergylta (ballan wrasse) is the source of this 1994-nucleotide messenger RNA. Lineage: Eukaryota; Metazoa; Chordata; Actinopteri; Labriformes; Labridae. The record is from RefSeq and is a predicted model, not a curated record.